Molecule: messenger RNA, 1314 nt
Organism: Paramuricea clavata
Lineage: Eukaryota; Metazoa; Cnidaria; Anthozoa; Malacalcyonacea; Plexauridae
Source: the annotation of a GenBank genome assembly
AUGGCGGCACAACAUAAAACUACUUUAACAAUACUUCUCUCCGAUCACGGUAGCAAGACUACGGAUUAUGCCAUCAGAACGGUCCACGGUUUAAAGGAAAUCUAUAAACCGUUCAUGUUUAUGAUAGUACCUCGUCAGGCCGCAAAGGUACUUGGGAAUGAGCGAAUGGGGAAUCUGAUUAGGAACCAAAAACGACUCGUGGCUUUAGAAGACCUGAAUCUCGCUUUGGAUGACGUAGUGAGGGGUUUUGGCGAGGGUAAAGAAGAAAAUAUUGCUGGGAAUAUUAGGAAUGGUGCGGAGGUCAACGAAGAUGAUAAAAUGGAUUUUGGAAAUGCUGCGGGAAGCAAAAAUGGCAACGGGCUUUUUGGUAAUAUUUCCGCCAAUAGAAAUUGUUCUGAAUUACAGUUAUCAGCCGAUGCAGUGUGUUUGUGCGAAGGUGAAGACGUCGAUGCAAUUAUGGAUUCGUUUUUUCUGGAUUUUUUAGCGAGCAUUGCUGUUGGUGGUCUCAACAAUAGGAUACAGUCUCAAUAUACCAGUGAGGCAUUGAAUAACGACAAUAUAAACAACGAAAUGGCGCUUUCCAAAAAUGUUGAUAAAGAAACAAAAGGCAAAAAUGGAAUGCCAGAGGAUGUAGAAGAUGCCAAUGUUCUCCCGAAUAAAAAGCAAAGGUUAGGGGGAUAUGGGAAUUGUCUUCGCUAUAUUCUGAAACGAGUGGAACGGCUUAGAAGAAAAGUAAUCGGUGAAGAACGAAUAACUACAUUUAAUGUUGUUGUAAACACCGUCCCAGCCAUUGAUAAGAGGGACGAAAUAUUUGAAAUGACACUCGGGCAUCAUUUGACAAACAAAAACGGUAUAAAGCUACUAAAGGUUACGAGAUUAAGUCGGUAUAGUCUAUUCAAAUCGUGCGCCGAUGCUAAAGUCCACCUUGAUCUAUGCACGUGCGAUAACAAUUCUCAAACAGACCCUAAAAAUUACAUGUGGGAAUUAUUGGGACACUAUAUGUUCGCACAACCUUCAAAUAUCGAUAAACUUGAAUUCCCGUGUUUGUAUUUGAUAACAACAAGACGGCAAAGAUUUCUUAAAUCGGGCAACGGACGGGAUGCAGUUUUGGCCUACGAAAUAAUCAGCGCUUGCGACAAAAUAUUUAAUGUUACGCUAUCAGAUACUAGUUUAGUAAGGCAGCCGUUCAUUCUAUCGAGAGCAUUGCCGUUUAGUUUAAUGGUAUAUCCUAAUGCAGCACAUCACGUGAUUAGCGCAUUUUGUGGUCUCCCGGAUGGAGAAUUUGUAGCCAGUUUUAAAAUUCAUAUGUUGUAG